AAUUGGCUUGGCAACCCUAAUAAAGAAAAAUAGAAAAAUAGACUGAAAAUUAAACUUAAAUUAAAAUUGUUUGGUAUAAUGGAGACUGUAUUAUUGAGCAAUAUUAAAAAGCUGUACGAUAAUGAGCUGUAUAGCAGUGUCAUUACAGCGGCAAGUCUGCUUACCACACUUCUCCAAAAUAAAAGGUCCUUAGCCACUCCGGAAAUUGAGUACAAUGUCUUGAUGUUCCAUGCCAAUGCAUGUUAUCAGGAGAAACAAUACCGAAUGGCAAUUAAGCAGUUAAAUGCCGCUCUACUAAUGCGCAAAUUCAUGACUCGUUAUAAAAAUGCUCAUCUCGUCUCCAUUGAAAGCACCUAUGAACAUUUUGGUGAAACGGAAACUCGCUACCGUUUGGCCAUGUCCCACCGAGAAUUGGGCGAAAGUGCUCUGGCCAUAAGUGUGCUACAAGCUUUGCCAGCAAAAGCGAGAACACCUAAAGUACAUCUGUUGCUGGCCAAGUUAAUACAUCAUGGGGGUUCCAAUUCAAUUGAAGCCAUCUUAAAUUACAAAGAAGUAUUACGUGAAUGUCCAAUGGCUAUGGAGGCCAUAGAUUCACUGCUGGAGUUGGGCGUAGAUGGCAUAGAAGUUAAUUCUUUGGUUAUGAAUGCCAGCACCGUACCCAAAAACAUAGAAUGGCUGAGUACUUGGAUUAAGGGCCAUGCACAGCUCUAUAGCCGCAAGCAUAUGGAAGCUUCAAAAACAUUCCAGAACAUCAACAACAAAACACAAUUCCAUCAAAAUGAAUAUUUGAUAACCUUAAUUGGCAAAUGCUUUUACUAUUAUGGAAACUCUACACAGGCACAACAUUAUCUGGAGACGGCAGUCAUGUUGAAUCCCUAUAACUGGGAUGCCAUAAUGUGUCUCUCGGUGGUAUUCGAAUACAAUCAGAAACUUCAAGAAUUGGAAAAGCUAACAGCUCAACUGACAAAUAUACACGAGUUUACAUCGGGACAUUGGUUUGUGCUGGCACAAAGCUUUUAUGCCAAUGGCAAAUUGGACAAAGCAUCCUCAUUUGCCAAUAAGGCACUGGCAGUGAAUCCUCGCAAUGUCGAGGCCCAGCUGCUGCGAGGCAAGAUAUGCCUGCAAAUAAGGCGUCACAAGGAUGCCAUUUACUAUUUUAGAUCUGCUCAAUGCAUAGCCAAUUACCGUUUUGAGGUUUACAAGGGUCUCUUCCAUUGUUAUGUUGGCAUGAAGAGGGCCAAGGAGGCGCAGACAAUGUGUGCACUGACAGUGCGUUAUUUUAGAGAAUCUCCUCGAAGCUUGGUGAUGUUUGCAAGGACUUUAGUCAAUUCCGCCCAUCCCAAUGCAAAGAAAAGUGCCAAGAAAGUUGUAGGGAAGGCAUUGGAAAUAGAUGAACAUUAUGCUCCAGCUGUUGCUUUAAUGGCCGAACUUUGCCACUCGGAGGGUGAAACACAAGAGGCUAUUGCCUUACUUAAAAAACAAGUUAUUGUCUAUCCCCAUUAUAAACUGUUUACCAUGCUGGGGGAUAUUUUGGCCCAUGAAAAAGAUCUCAAUGGUGCUUUGGAAUAUUACACAACGGCUCUGUCGAAUGAGCCCACAUAUCAGCGUGCAUUAGAUGGUGUCAAUGCCUUGGGCAAAGCCCAAUGGUCUAAUACAAAAAAUGAACAAGACACCUCAAUGGCUUCGUCGGCAAACGAGGACGAAUGGCCCAUAGAAUGUGACGAGCCAUCUGUAGAAGCCGUAGAGUUAUCAUCGCCAGCUGUUCAAAAUGAUGAUGAUGAAUCGGAUACGUUUUCGGAUCCAUUCUGGCAAGAAGUCAACGCGGAUAUAACAAAUUAGUUUUAGUUCUGUUUGAGCUGUAGUAUUAGAAUUCCCCUCCAACCACAGACUUACAUACAUUUCUUCCCCAUUGUCAAAAGUAUCAUAAUAUCAUUUCCUGCAUAUACUCAAUAUCCAUAUACAUAGUAGCAUAUUCUUAAACACAAUCAAAUUAAAGUUAAAUAUUACUAAUUGAUUGUUGAUUAAUUAAAA
This is a messenger RNA of Stomoxys calcitrans (stable fly), 2031 nucleotides long. RefSeq names its product anaphase-promoting complex subunit 7 (gene APC7). The coding region runs from base 79 to 1839 and encodes 586 amino acids. Lineage: Eukaryota; Metazoa; Arthropoda; Insecta; Diptera; Muscidae. The transcript has 4 exons. Gene Ontology annotation, biological process: cell division. Gene Ontology annotation, molecular function: protein binding. The record is from RefSeq and is a predicted model, not a curated record.